This is a messenger RNA of Striga asiatica, 1772 nucleotides long. NCBI's taxonomy places the organism in Eukaryota, Viridiplantae, Streptophyta, Magnoliopsida, Lamiales, Orobanchaceae. The record is from the annotation of a GenBank genome assembly.
GUAGAAAAAAAUUAUUGUAUGAUGCAGCAUAAUAAUUGUGCGAAAAUAUAAAAAUUGUUGUACAAUAAUGAAACAAUCAAUGCUUAUGUCUUCUUUAGUUUGUUUCUAUUUCUAAAUUCUAUUUUUAGUUUUUUAUUCUUUUUGAAAAAUAUUUAUCCAAAAAGAGGAGGAUGGUAAACAGUGUAAGAGAGAAGUAUAUUCGAUUGUCGUACAAAGGCAAAAAAUUAACCGACAACAGCGAAUUUAUAACAGAAAAAGAAAAAAGCAAAUCCUAAAGCCAUCUCCUUCUCUCAGGCAGAAGAACAAGGAAUUUCGGAGCUCAGCCGACUGGAUUUCUCUUGGAUCCAAAGCCAUUUGCGCAUCUCCGUCUCCUUUAUCCACUGGCGUUCAAAGUUUUCCAGAGGAUUUCCUGUUAAAAAACAAAAAUGGAUGAAUAAUGGCAUUCGCGGAAGCUAGGGCCGCUUGGCAGAGAACUGCCAACCGAUGCUUAGUCCAAGAAGACGCCAAACGAGCCCCUAAGUUAGCUUGCUGUCCCUCAGUAACCCCUUCAGUUAAACACCCCGAAACCGAACCUCCAAAUCCAGACAACACCCAAGAAGAUAUUCUCACCACUUUCUUUCUCCCUUUCAACCUAAAUCCUACUACUUCCAAUUUAUCCCCAACCUCAAGAUGGUGGCUACAAACACAGCCGAAUUAUGGGUACCGACAAGUCAUGGCAGGCGAACAGUUAACAACUCCCUUGGAAAGUCAAGAUCUCAAAUUGCUUAAAGAAGGUUCUGAAAAAAUAGAAGACUCGAAUGUUGGUAGUUGUGAAUUUUCGAAAAAUUCAGAUGACGUUUGUUUCGAUUCGGAGAAAAAUGCGCCUUGGUGGCGAACGGCGGAUACUGAAGAGUUGGCUUUGUUGGUAGCGCAAAGUUCGCACGACGUUUUAGAUAACUGUGACCUCCCGAGGCCUCAAAGUGCACGUAUUGGUAUGAGUAGUUGUUUUAGUUGUGAUGAGAACUCAACGUUGUUACGAGUUCAGAAGGCUGGCAUCGAGCAUCACAGUCAUGUUUGUAGUCGUGAUUCUAGACAAGGAUGUUCGCUUGCAGGGUAUUCUUGUCAGAAACUUAGGAAAUCAGCUGAUGUUCGGUUAGUGUUAGGUGUCGACAAGAUAUCAAGGAACAGCCCAAUCUACAAGAAAACGGGCGAAAGUGAGAGUGACACAAGCAGAGCUCAGCUUCUAGAAGCAUUACGUCAUUCUCAGACACGAGCCAGAGAGGCUGAGGAGGUAAUGAAACGAGCGUGUUCUGAGAAGGAGCAUGUUGUCAGGCUCGUACUAAGACAGGCAUCCCAGAUAUUCGCCUACAAACAGUGGGUCCACUUUCUGCAGUUGGAGAAUACGUAUUUUCAAUUCAAGAACAGCAAAGAUGAGUCUGGAUCCUCUGUAUCUGCAGUAACAUCGCCUAAUUGUGGGACCUCAGGAAAUGGAAAAAUGCGGAAAAGCAGGUGGCUCAAGUGUUCGAACAGGAAACGGGCCAAGAAGGCCCGGGAUGUGUUGGAUGCUGGAAAAUAUGCUAUUGUUUUUGCUUUAGGAUUGGGACUCGUCGGUGCUGGGUUGUUGCUCGGGUGGACGAUUGGUUGGAUGCUGCCCACAUGCUGAUUGGUGAAUGUGUGUGUUUUUGUGAAAUUUUAGGCUCAUAUAUGUGUGUAUAUGUAGGAGUGUUUGUUUGAGUUGUCUCUGCUCUAUAUAUGUGUGUAUAUAUACAAGGAUGUGCAAAACUGUAAAUUAU